AUGUUUUUAUUUAUAAUUUUAUAUAUAUCUGCUGGAAAAGAUAGUCAUUAUUUGGGAUCCAUAAAACACACUCUUCAACCAAAUUAAACAUUUGAGCAUCAAUUCUUUGAUGUAAAUCAAAUUAGAUCCCUUGAUUUAUACUUCCCUGAUCCUCCCUAUAGGAUGAUUAAUGAUGAAGAUAUGAAUUGCUAUUGGUCCAAUCAAGCGAUAGGACUUAAACCAAUUUAAACAAUUUCAAUGAACAUCAGCAAUUCUUUAGAUUCAGAUAUAGUUUGUUUUGAUGAAUGCUUUAUUAGAUAAGGGUAGAUGAUCUUUACAACAAAGAAUUAAACAUUGGAUCUCCAAUACUAAAAUUUAAAAUUAUUAGUAUUGCCCUCAGAAGGCCAAAUAAUUCAUUAUAAUGAAAAAGUUGUUAGUAUUUUUGAUACUGUCAAUAUGAAAAUAAUAAAUGAUAAUAUUCCUGUUGAUUUUACAUAGAAAUUAAAGUAAAGUCUAGUGAGUUAAUAACAUAUGGCAACUAAAAUAAUGUAUUUAUGCUUAGAAAGUGGAGUAUUUGCUUACAACGAUGAAUAUUUUAUCAUAAAUUAAUAUGGAACUAAAUGCAAAUCAAUAAUGUUGCAAGACGAUAAUUUGUAUAUAAUAGCUGAUGGAAUAUCAAUUUAUGAUAUUAAUGAUCCUUUUGAACCUUUUCAUAUCUAUUCAUUUAAUAUAAGUGGUCAUUUCUUUGAUAUCUAUCAGGAUUAUUUGGCAGUCCUGGAGUUGUUGAGCGAUUAGAGAGCGAAAUUAAGUUUGUUUAAACUCAAUUUCCAAUUUGGAUUAAAUCAAUUAGUAAAUAUUACAUAAGAAUCGGAAGGAACAAUACAACUAGAUUCUUAAGAUAUUAGAUUUGGAUUGCUCAAUAAGGACAUUGCUAUUAUUAUUAAUAAGGAGUAAGUAAACUUGAUAACCUUACAAACUAACUUUCAUUAAAAAUACAGACAUAAUAGUGGUUUGGGAUAAGCAUAACAUUUCUUAGAUCCAGAAAAUAAGAUAUUCGUUUUAGAUUCACAAAUAAUUCAAGUUAACAACAAUAGUCUUAUCUUUUAUAAUAUUACAAAUCAGAGUUAUAAUUUGGUAUGUAAUGCUCCUAUUGCACAUAAAUUAAGGAAACAUCUUUUUUUUGGAAUUAUCAGAAGUGAAGAGAAAUGCAGAAGUUCAAAAAUUGUAGAUGACCGAUUCAAAGAGCUUCUGUCCCGAGAAAAGGCUGAUCCAAAAGUACAAUGCUAUUAUACUUUUUAAUUGAGUUUGAAUAUCAUGCCUUUGCAAACACAUUGGUCUUUACAAUCAAAAAUUCUAUUGUGUAUAUUCUUAUUUUUACUUAUCUUGCUUAUAUUUCAAUAAUUCAAGAAUCAACAGGAAAAACAAACUUUGAACAGUUUACAAAGGUUUGAAUAAUUAAAUAGAAUCAACCUUUAGAAAUAAAAAAUACGCAUUACUCAUGAGGACGAAGAAUAGAAUAAUAAUAAAAUUGACUUUUAUUGA
Messenger RNA from Paramecium octaurelia, 1521 nucleotides. Lineage: Eukaryota; Ciliophora; Oligohymenophorea; Peniculida; Parameciidae. The record is from the annotation of a GenBank genome assembly.